Messenger RNA from Bombus pyrosoma, 8652 nucleotides. Its product is annotated as osmotic avoidance abnormal protein 3-like. Gene Ontology annotation, molecular function: microtubule binding; ATP binding; microtubule motor activity. The record is from RefSeq and is a predicted model, not a curated record. Gene Ontology annotation, biological process: microtubule-based movement. The transcript is spliced from 6 exons. The coding region runs from base 135 to 2609 and encodes 824 amino acids. NCBI's taxonomy places the organism in Eukaryota, Metazoa, Arthropoda, Insecta, Hymenoptera, Apidae.
GUCAGUUCAGGUGUGCUUGUCAUGCAGUACGCUCGAAUACAUAUCAAAUUAUUUCUACGGGGCACAUGAGGGCACAUAUAUCUCCACAAUUAUAGGAUAAUUCAUAUGUCGAAGAGGAAAAUACGCUUAUUGAAAUGAGCGAGUCUGUGAAGGUGGCUGUCAGAUGUCGCCCAAUGAACGCUCGGGAGCUCCAGCAGGGAUGCAGGAACGUGGUAACGAUCGAUUCUGCGUCAAAAUGCUGCACGCUCGAGUGUCCAGCAGCCGCAGGCCCCGGAAACGGCAAGGUGUACCAAUUUGACGCCGCCUUCGGUCCGGAAUCGACUACAGAAUUUGUCUACGAAAACGUUGGUUCGGUCAUCGUGGAAGCUGUGCUGGACGGCUACAAUGGCACCGUGUUUGCAUACGGACAAACAGGUUGCGGGAAAUCGCACACAAUGCGUGGAUUCAUCGAACGUACUUUAGACCACAUCUUCGAGGCUACGUCGACGGCCAGCGCGGAAAUGAGAUACUUGGCCCUGCUGAGUUACCUGGAAAUUUACAACGAACGAUUAAGGGAUCUAUUGCAAGAUGGUGUGAGCGAUCUGCUGACCUUGAAAGAGGAUCCCAAUCGUGGAACUUACGUGGCUGGAGGUUUGAGAGAGGUGACGGUGAAAGAUGCGGCGGAAUGCGCACGACUGGUCGAACAAGGUGAUAGAAGAAGAGCCGCUGCAGCUACUAAAAUGAACGCAGCUAGUUCCAGGAGUCACGCUGUGUUGACGUUAUCCUUGGAAACGCUGGCCAUUAACGAACAGAGCAGUAAGACUGAGAAUACGGUGAAGAGAGGAAGGCUUCACCUGGUGGAUCUUGCUGGGUCCGAGAGGCAAGCGAGGACUGGUGCUACCGGAGACAGACUGAAAGAGGCAGCUAGCAUUAAUUUAAGUCUUUCCGCGUUGGGUAACGUGAUCAGUGCGUUGGCUGCUGGUCAUGGGAGACACGUGCCAUAUAGAGACAGCAAGCUAACCAGGCUACUAAGAGACAGCCUCGGUGGAAAUGCAAGAACACUAAUGAUAGCUUGUAUAAGUGGCAGCGACGUGGACGCCGAAGAAACUCUGAGUACCUUGCGAUACGCAGCCAGAGCUCGAUGUAUCAAGAACAAACCUGUCAUCAACGAGGAUCCGAAAGAUGCUUUACUCAGGCAAUAUCAACUAGAACUGCAACGUCUAAAAAAGUUACUCGAGUCGAACGAUCAGUCGCUGGUAAAGGAGAUUGCCGCGAAGGCAGAAAUCGAAGACGAAGAGAGUAUCGAGCAACGGGAAUACACCGAACAUGUGAAAAGAUUAAAGGAGGAGUGCGAACACUCGGAUCUAUCUGCUCAGAAGCUUCGAGAGGAAUUGCAGGCUAUGAAGAUUCGCUACGAAGCUGGUACUAUUAGCGAUACGAGGCCCAAGCCUGUUUCUCAGCAGCCGAUGGACGAACAGGAUGUGGAACGGGAGGAAAGGCGAAGAAAGAAGCGAGAGGCGGCCAUGCAAGAGGUAUUGAAGAGAUUGGAGAAGUUAACUAUCGGAGGAGAGGAGCAGGGAAAUACCGAAUUGAGGAGGCGUCGAGAAAGAAGAAGGAAGAGGCUGGAGGCUCUUGCUUCGGCUCUGGAGACCAGCGCUCAGGAAGGAAACGGAGGCGUGUUCCAGGUGUAUGGUCAACUCCGAUCGACGGAAGAUGCGCUGAAACGAAUGGCGAAACGAGCGAAGCAACUCGAAGCGGAAGCAGCUGAUCUCCAAGCUUGCUGGGACGCGGAGCGACGCGAUCUUUUGCGCAGAGAACUGCUUACCUCGCAAAUAUGCGACGCGAUGGUUCCUCAUCUUCGACCCGGAUGUCCGUUUCGCGAUGUCGCUGCCGUCAGAUCCACGGCCACUUGGAGCGACGAGCUGGGUCGUUGGAGAUUACCGGAUACGACGCCACAUAUUUCCCUUCCUCCGGCGUCGUUAGUGCCCAAAGACAAUGUACAGUACAACAUAGUGCCUUCCAAACCUGAUCUUAAUAAUAAUAGGAAUAACGAGGAUAACGUGGACGAGAUCGACGUGGAAGCUGAGAACGAGGAGAGCAGCGAACAGGAACAAACGAAGAAACUCGAUAUCGUUGACACGUACUUUCGACGAAAUAGGAUCGACAAGCUCUUAGCUCACGUCAGAGAAGCAAAAACUUUUGAACCGGGCAGCCGACUCAGCAGAUCAGUUGGUUCCGAGGACAGCGUUCCUUUUGGAGGCAAUCGUCUUCAACUGAACGCCUUAAAUCUGCAAAGUAGCGCGCCAGUGAUCGGCGACUUGGAUGGUUACAGGCCAACGCAACGUCUACCGACCGGACGAACGAGCCGACCAGGUUGGACGUUGGAAGAAAAUUCGAUAAAUAAGAAAGGUUGUCUCGUUAAUCAAACGAUAAAACGAAAUCCUCCUCGAAUCUUGGAGGCGUUGCCCUCGCAACGCAAUCCCCAAGGUACGAACGGUGUCUUCAAGUUUGGAAAUAAAGCCACGUCGGAGAGAAUAUCCGACAAACUGUUGUCGGCAUUCGAUCGCAACCAAGCGGAUGACAACGCUAAUUCGACGCUGGUUGAACACGCUCGUUCCCCCACGUAUUGAGAUCGAAGGCACAAAGCCACUGACGGUUGGCAACUGCGGACUAGGACGACAUCAGUGGGAGACGCGGAUCAGGUACUCCUACUAUAGCAGUUACACGAUUAGCUGCUUUAGAAUCGGUCGAUUUUUCUUAUCAGGUUCUACGUAUAUACGUAUUUCAUCUUUCUAGCGUCAAAUUUGUAUAAUCGUACUAACGCGCGUACCACCGUACGCGAUACGAAAUUCAAUAGGCUUCGACUUAAUUAAUUAGAAUGUAAAUACCGUAAUGAAUACGAUACGAUACGCAAAUGUACAGUUUGCCGCCACUGUGCAUGUAUUAUUUAUCGUAUAUCCCAUUCUAGGUAUUACGAUAUGCGUGUCCAGACUGCACACGUUAAUGUGAAUUUAUAUUAUUACGAAUACUUUAAAUUCAAAUUAUCACCACGGGGAAAGAUGUAGAAUCUAACUGGAAAUUUAUCGUACGUACUACAAAAAUUCUUUAUCUCGGAUAUUUCAUAUACUUUUGUGCGUCACACGUAUCCUAUGCAUUUUUCUAGUUUCGACACGUAGAUGCACGGAAAACAGAUAUCCACGGUUUAUUUGUAAAUAAUUUAAAUCUUAAACUUUCCUUGUACUUUUUAGUAUUUCUAUCUUCGUUUCAUUUAUACUCAUUUUAACGAUUAUUAAAAUAUUGCUUUAUUAAAUGUACGCGUUUUAUAUUUAUACACUGUAACGCGUAUAACUCUAUUCCGUUAUCGAAUUAUUCCGUUACAGAGGUAAAAGUUUCCUUUACGCGAGAUACGUGCAUACGUGGAUCUCAUGAGAAAUAACGUGAGAAUAAACGAGAUAAGGUGUACGUAAUAUCGCGAGUCAUUCUCGUUCUCUUUCACGAUGAAAGAGACCUUGAUCUGUCGACUGAUCUUAUAUAGGUUUUAAUUUGAACAUUUCGCGAACUGGUUCGGGUGAAUGACAUUUGUAUACAGGGCGUUCAGCUAUAAAUUUAUCGCUCGUUCUGCCACGCCCUGUAUGUACAUAUGUCGUAACAAAUUACGUUAGCGUAUAUUAAGAAAUUCUGAAAUUUGAGAAGACGUUCGUAAUAGACGAAACGUCUAUUAGACGAUACUCGGACGUAAACUGACCUCGUGUCUCGUCGGCGGUAGACAUAGGUUUUCGCUGACAAAUUACUAUCGUACCCUACGAAUCGUUUCGCUUUUCGUAAUACGAACCAGUCGUUAUAUAGCGUAUACAAGGUAUAUAGCGAUAAAAUUUGUUUUGCAAACUAACGAGAACGAUGACACAAAAGUCACCACUGGGCCAAGGGUACACAGUCGAAGUGCGUUCAUUUCAAUAUAAAAUACAUUAGAAUUUUUAAGUACACGUGCGAACGUUCCGCCAUAUAAAGAUGUUGUUGAUCGAGUAUCGACGGAUCAAAGAGUUGCCGAAUAAUGCAAAACGCCGACUAAUGAAACCAUAAAGGCAAAUACGUUCGAAAAUUUGUUUUCGUUUUUACUAGAGCUAUCUAAACGACCGACACAACUAUCUCUUCCACCUCUGUGAAUAUUUUAAAGAUAUCGAUUGUCACAACUUGACUGAUGUUUAUGCAAAUCCGUACUUUCGCGAAUACAAAUCAGAAAGGUGGAAUUCGGACGGGAAAAAAAAAUUGUCUUGCCGGCUAAAUAUUAUAAACAGCAGCUAAAUUUGGAUAUCUCGCGUACAUAUUUUCUCAUAUUACGCAUAUUCAUAUUUUCUAUAAACGCAUAAAAAUCCACGGCCUAGCCGUAACGUUGGUUCAGCCACUUUCGUUUCGUUAUAAAACUUUAUAGAUUUAUCGUCUGUGUUUAAAAAAAACUUAUUAUUUCGAAGCUAGAAAAUUUAUAGUCUCUUUGGAGCUUCUCUUACGAUCCAUAAAUUAUCAUAAUAUCGUGUCCCGUUCGCAUUUCGUGGUAAUCUCUAGAAUACGUUUUACAGAAAUGAAAAUAAAAAUUCGCGGUUAACAAAAGGAAAAGUAUUUCAAUUGCAACUUACAUAUCACAAAUUGCAUAAAUAUUGAUAUUCGCCUAUUAGUACAGAGAUUAAUUCGGAGAUUCCCUACGGCUCUUUUUCUUUCCCUUCUUCUAUUUUCGUAAUUGUCUAUUUACAAUCAUGUGGAUAUAUUUAUUUGACAAGUUCAUCUAGAUCUCGUGGCAUUCGUCCCCGUUAGAGCUCUAAAAGUAACGUCAUAAAGGUUACACGCACACACACACAGGCAGUGUUACGCAACAUCUUGGCCCGUGGAAUAUAUCGAUAGAACCAGCCUCGUACAAAACAUUCGAGUUAAUUAAUUUCUAUCUACGAACGUGUAAUCUCUCCAAAGAUGGUAGAAAUGAAUUUUCUUGAUGCUUGUUACAGGAAGUUUGAGCGUUUCAAGCGUGUAUCCUACGAACGCGAAAGCAACGAAUGCCCUUGUGCAAUCGGUUUCCAUACCUACUUGGUCGGGGAUGACGAAGACCACGUGUGAACUUUACUUUUCGUUAUGGGAAGAUAGCGAUCUAACGAACGACUCUCUGCCUUCCACUCCUCUGGUUUUUAACUCGUUAAGGACGAACCAGCGAAAUAUCAUGUAAAAGUUGCGUAAACGCGGCAGUAUUAAAAAGAGGUAAAUAAAGUAAGUUAUUAUUUUGUCAAGUUAGAAAAAGAUCCAACGGAAUAAUCGUCUCUCGGAGAAUAACAGAUUACUCGAUGUAAAUACAUUAUACGUAACACGUACAAGAUAGGUAUUUCAAUUUCUUCGAGUUGCAUGUUUAUUUCGGUCCAUCGUGUCGCAGCUGUUUUCUGAUAUUUUUGUCCUAUCAGGUUGCUUUUUGAUAUCUACAAUUUUUACUAGAAUCAGUUAUACGUUUAAACGAUCUUUUUACGACCUUUGAUAUGAUUUUCAACCAACGUACGAUACGAUUAAGGCGUCGUUAUCGAUCUACCCAUCUAAGAUAUGUAUGGCAGAUGUAAGCACAAAAUAUUCGAUUUCGUCACUUUUAGGCUUCGUUUGGAAAAAAUCAAUCUCUCCGCUUUUGUACGCCGACGCCACUACUUGUUGCUAUAAAUAGAUUGAAUAGAAUCUCAAUUUCUUUCGUUCGAAAGAUCAUGGAGAAUGUUACGCAAUCAUCGAAUGCUAACAAAACUCGUCAGAAAUUAACUUAUCUGCAAGGGAAUCGUACAAAAGAUUUCGUUAUCCGUUUUUACAUCUAAUCUACGUUGAACUGUGACUUUAAUUGCAAACGACCAUCGAACUGGAACCAACUAGUACUUUCUGUGAAAUCCACCGGGCCGCGCAGUUCGACGCACUUUUCAAGGAAAUCUCGACGCUGGUCGUUAAUAGAAAAAAAAAAAAAAAAGAAAAAAAGAAAAGAAAAGAAAGAGAGAAAAUUCCCAAAUCGGUUGAAAUCCGAAGGAGCUGUAAUUCGAUUCGGAUUCGAGCAAACUAACGGAAACCGAUCGAAAAUCUAAUCUGAACUAAAAUGAAAUCAGCUUUCGAAACGUGCUAUAAAUUUACAGACAAUUAAUAUUGGCAGUAGUAAACGAAAUCUAUUGCUUUCGGUGCAAUGUGUGGGUAGCGCGAAACAACCGACAGGGAUCGUAGGACUGUACUUCGGUAGUCCGUGCUAUAGAUCGUUGUCGUAGAUAGAGCUUUCCAUACGUACGUUUCCAUACGUAGGUACAAAGAAACGACGCUGCUUCGAUCUCUACUGCGUAGGAGCGACGGAACUUUGGCGCGCGCAAAGUAAAAAAGGAGAAACUUCGACGGUAGUCGUUGUAAUUACACGAUGACGGAAAACUCUGUACAGUCGCGGUUGCCUAGCGUUCGUUGCGAUACUUUUCGGAUGAAAUACCGAUUUAUCGUUCCUCGAUAAAGAUCGUUGCGAAAUAUCCGCCUUAUAAGAGAGAUUUCAGGUGUACCAGCGGCGAUUUUCACCAGACACACGCGCGCCACUAAAAAGUGCCAGAGAAAGAAUCAAAGUUGCUAAAGUCUAGCUGCGAUCCAUCUACCAUGAUGCUAUGAAAUUUUUGUACGUGGAGCUUUGCUCGAGCGUUACGCGGUCGUAAGUAGAAAAAGAGGUGAAAUAAAAGGAAAAGUUUGUAAACGAAAGUGUAUUAUGGUUUCCGUCAUUCGCUUUAGAAAUUAAUUGCCUCUUUCUUACAGCGGACUGUAACAGAAUGACUUCUUUAUUUUGUUCUUUUCUUCCAUAAUUGGAAAGUGUAUCGUUGUAGCAGAAAAUCGUAUUUUGUAAAACGUCCUGUUGCUUCGUGCAUGCGAAAUGGAAACGAGGAAUUCGUUAUUUCCGAUUUUAAUAAUUUUAAUGAUUAAUAAAUAGAAAAUAGAAAAUAAAAAAUUGCGUAAGAGAUGCUAGUUUCUUCCGACGUGAGAAUCGAUAUCGAUUCGCGAUACGCAGCCACGAUAUCAAAAAAACGAACCGAAGCCAAAGACGAACGGUGCCAAAGAUCAUAUCCCCUCGAAGAUUUUAGAGAAAUUUCACAGCCAGCCGCACGAACUGAUCGAACAACCAGCGACUCUCUCCUAAAACCUUUACUUUCCAUUGAAUCUUCGGAAAGAGGAAACACGGAACAGAGUUCAAAACUACCUACGACGAUUUUUUUCUGAAAAAAAUGUAACAAACGCGGUUUAGUUUAUUAUACGCGUGUAAAUAACGCAUUUCCAGUUAAUUAUCUUUCGAAAUACGUUUGUCAACGUUAAUCGGAAAUUAAUUGCCGUUCUCGAGUCGACGUAACGACGAUAAUCUAUAAUUUCGCAACACUCUGGUAACAUUCCGGUAACAUUAACGCGCCUCGUACGAAAUACGCUUUUAAACGAACGAACAUCGUUAUUCCAAGUGGAAGAUGAUUUAGUCGGUCGUGUUCGAAACGCGCAGUAAACGCUUCGUGUAAUAAAACCGACACGUAAGUAUUUUCGUUGAAGAAAAUAAAAGUGGCCUUGAAUCUUGCAAAACUAACGAUCCGAAAAAACAAGACAAUUUCUCCAGCUUUCUUCAACGCCGAACGCAACUUUUCCCCGCAUCCUCUCGAUAGAUCGGCUCAAGAAACGAAGAAACAUUCGUACGUUCGAUUACCAUCGAGUUGAGAUCAAAUAUAAAUUAACUUUAAACCCUGCUACAUUUUACUACGUUUUCUACGUUUCACAGCAGUGAAUAGCAGGUGUCAGAUAUACAAUAAUUAGUUCUACCGAUGGUCUCAUCGCGUAUCGCGGCUUAUUGAUAUCGCGAUAUUGAUAUUAUAAUCGACUGUUCAAAUACUUUGCUGAUCUUUGCAAACUGCAAGCACGCAACAGAUGUCAUCUAAUUUUUAUAUACUUUGUCAGACACGUUUCAAACUUUGUCGCUACGUGCGCGCGAUAUGCCCCGAUAUGCUACGAAUGCCUCGUUAGUGCGCUAAUGGGUGUUUCAAAAUAUUUCGCGUAACGCGUAUAUAUAUAUAUAUGUAUGCAAAAAGUUGUCACUCUACCCACGAUUAGGUUCCUUGGGAUGUCAUUAACGUUCGGUGCUCGUUAUAUCCUUUAUAUAAUAUUUUACCUUGCGCUCUACUAGGAAUCCGUAACGCGCAAAACAAAGAGUUCCUACGAUCGUUUUCCUCGAUACUCGGUGUCGUAGAACUGAUAAAACAUGCUGCGAGACUCGGGACAGCCGUAUUAUUUAUUGGCUAAUAAAGUCGAUCUGAAAUUACUCGUAAUCGAGUGAAACGGUCGUAAAGAUCGGGGUUAGGAAAAAAAGUGUCGCGAACGAGCUCGCCCGUUCGAACAUUCGGGGAUAACGAAAGCGAAUGAGCUCACCCGUUCGAACAUUCAGAGAGAACGAAAGCGAAUGAUGGAAAAAGCCAGCUUACCGUACACACGUGUGUAACGGCGAUGGCUCACUUUUACUUUCUCUGUUUCGCGCGAAACGCAAAAUAGCGGCAGCGAGGCUGGUAAAUGCCGCUUCAAAAAGCAGUCCGCUUUCCCUCUCGUCCUGUAUCCAGAUAUCGAAACAUGGCCGCCGCCGCCGCCUCCUCCUUUGUCGUUUCUUAUCGUUUCGAUCAACGUUUC